This is a messenger RNA of Pelobates cultripes (western spadefoot toad), 768 nucleotides long. The record is from the annotation of a GenBank genome assembly. Lineage: Eukaryota; Metazoa; Chordata; Amphibia; Anura; Pelobatidae.
AUGAUGUUAAUAACAGAUACAUAUAUAAACACACUGUGUUACCGCAGUUCUAUCCAAUCACACGGUGUUACCGCAGUUCUAUCCAAUCACACGGUGUUACCGCAGUUCUAUCCAAUCACACGGUGUUACCGCAGUUCUUUCCAAUCACACGGUGUUACCGCAGUUCUAUCCAAUCACACUGUGUUACCGCAGUUAUAUCCAAUCACACGGUGUUACCGCAGUUCUAUCCAGUCACACGGUGUUACCGCAGUUCUAUCCAGUCACACGGUGUUACCGCAGUUCUAUCCAGUCACACGGUGUUACCGCAGUUCUAUCCAAUCACACGGUGUUACCGCAGUUCUAUCCCAUCGCACGGUGUUACCGCAGUUCUAUCCAAUCACACGGUGUUACCGCAGUUCUAUCCAGUCACAAGGUGUUAUCGCAGUUUAUAUCCCAUCGCACUGUGUUACCGCAGUUAUAUCCCAUCGCACGGUGUUACCGCAGUUCUAUCCAAUCGCACGGUGUUACCGCAGUUAUAUCCAAUCGUACUGUGUUACCGCAGAUCUAUCCAAUCACACAGUGUUACCGCUGUUCUAUUCAAUCACACGGUGUUACCGCAGUUCUAUCCAGUCACACGGUGUUACCGCAGUUCUAUCCAGUCACACGGUGUUACCGCAAAUCUAUCCAAUCACACUGUGUUACCGCAGUUCUAUCCAAUCACACUGUGUUAACGCAGUUCUAUCCAAUCACACGGUGUUACCGCAGUUCUAUCCAAUCACACUGUGUUAA